AGUUGCACAACUAUCAGAAGAAUACGUUGACAACUCUAAGCUGACGACUGAAUAUUAAUUACCCAAAGGCAAAGAGGCCCACCCAACCUCAACUCCUUAACAAUACCGCGUAGGUAUAUGAAUACAACUAACCAAACAACAACUGCGAGGACGCUAGUUAUUCAUAAGGUGUAUAUAAAGAUAAAUGCUUCUCACCAUUGCGUUUCACCAUCUGAGCUCACCGAUUCACGCCCUUUUAUAUACCAUUUGCCGUUCCAGUCAAGUAUAAGCGACUCAGCAAGACGCAGACCCACCGAGAUGAUGACGACAGCAGGAAGACGCUACGCAGCGAGAAUAUCAGUUAGAUGCGCCCUCCGGACUACAAGCCGCCGGUCUCCGGUUCCGGGAAGUAUUUUACAGUCCGGGCCCACGACUUCUCAGAGACGAUUUAUAUUUUCCAACCCUAGGAAGUCUUCACGUAUAUCUCAAAUUAGGGAGUUUUCUAAUCUCCGAGAAGACGACCCGGCAGGCAUAAAUACAACCCUAUCAAGCAGCAAUCGGCAAAAACUGCAGAGUGACAUGGCACAAAACACAAACACUCACCACAUCGUUGUCGCUCUGGAAGCUUCAAUCGUCCCAGUUCCGCUGCUGGACCUCCCCGCACCGCAUACAUACGAGCUCCGGGAAUACGGAAGAACCCGCCCUGAGGAGGUGGCCGAGAGGGUAAAAGAUGCCGACAUUGUCAUCCUAACUAUUGUUCAGAUCAAGGCCGACAUCCUGCGGCCCGAGAUGACCCCUCGCCUGAAAAUGGUAGCCGUGGUAGCAUCCGGGACCGACUGCGUGGACCUAGCAGCCUGCAGGGCCCGGGGGAUCGUCGUGGGCAACACGCCGCAUUGCAACACCGUUUCCGUCGUCGAGCACGUCGUUAUGCUGUACUUCGCUACGCGGAGAUCAGUAGCGCUUUUGCACACGAUGGUCCAGUCGGGCGAAUGGAGAAAGGGGAUGUUGCAUAGCACCCUCAAUGGACCAGAUGGCAGAGCGCCAAGGACCUGUCGGGACGAAACCCUUGGGAUCAUUGGCUAUGGUGCCGUGGGAAAGGCGCUCGAGUCUACUGCUAAAGGGCUAGGUAUGAAGAUCCUAAUAUCUGGACGCAAAGGUGCCUCGACAGCGCCAGAGGGCCGCACUCCAUUCGAUACGCUGAUCCGCGAGAGUUCGGUUAUUGCGUUAUGUCUGCCGCGGUCUCCAGAGACGAUGAACCUAAUUUCCAACGCCGAGCUGGACGCUAUGAAGCCCUAUGCGGUUAUAGUCAACGUUUCUCGAGGGGGUAUCGUGGAUGAGAAGGCACUCGUAGCAGCCCUGAGGUCGAGAAAAAUCGCAGGUUACGGUACAGAUGUCUAUGAACAGGAACCUGCAAACCCUGACAAUAGCCCUCUAUUAGGACCUGAUGUGGCUGGCCUUAACAUAGUUACUACGCCGCACGUUGCCUGGUGCGCGGGUGACACUAUUGCAAAUUAUAAUAGGGCGACAAAGGAAAAUAUUGUUGGAUGGCUGACUACUGGGCGGCCAAAGUAUUCGGUGGUGUAAGAAGUUGGAUUAUUAGAUAUAUACACAUUUAGGCUACCAUAUUGCAUUGCAUUAUAAACACCAAGAAUACAUAGGUAGGUAAAUAUAUAGGUAGAUGGUAUACAUAUAUUAGGUACUUAUUAUAUUGAUGCAAACGAUGGGUUGCC
Daldinia decipiens is the source of this 1709-nucleotide messenger RNA. RefSeq names its product D-isomer specific 2-hydroxyacid dehydrogenase. Gene Ontology annotation, molecular function: NAD binding; oxidoreductase activity, acting on the CH-OH group of donors, NAD or NADP as acceptor. The coding region runs from base 118 to 1563 and encodes 481 amino acids. Lineage: Eukaryota; Fungi; Ascomycota; Sordariomycetes; Xylariales; Hypoxylaceae. The transcript has a single exon. The record is from RefSeq and is a predicted model, not a curated record.